Effrenium voratum is the source of this 2691-nucleotide messenger RNA. The record is from the annotation of a GenBank genome assembly. Lineage: Eukaryota; Dinophyceae; Suessiales; Symbiodiniaceae.
UGGUUCAAGCCUUAGUUUUAUCCCAAUUCAGUGUUUCAGAUUGGCCAGGCUCAAUGGCACAGCCUCUCUCAUUGUCUCGCAUCACCCUCUACAAGAACAACCUUGCGUUUGCAGAGCGGCAAGGACUCUUGCAGGGACUAUCAGGCUGGGCAGACUUUGAAUUGCGGGUGCCGGAGUCCAGGCGCAAGUUGGUGGUGAACACCUUGUCUGCUUCGGCACCUGGUGGAGCAUCCAUCAUAUUUGGCAAAGCAAACGGCACUGGCGUUGUUCAGAAGAACGAGGCGUUCCCGUUCGAGCACAGCAGCAUGGGAGCUUUCCUGCAGUCCUGUCGCGGUGCGAAGAUUUCCGUCACCUUGCAUGAAAAGGGCCCGUCACGGACAGGCACACUGCUGAUGGUCGAGAAAGCGCGGCGAGUGCUCGAAGGCUCCAAAGAUCAGACGGAGGAGUACUUCUCCAUGCUGCAGCUCUUUGAGGAACACGGAUCCAUUCGAAAGAUCCCUUUCCGGGACGUGGCGGAGGUGUCUUUGGUCGAUCCGCUGAUGCAAGAGCAGCUGGGCAAGUGCCUGGAAGCCGCCCUGGCCAGCCAGAUGCCAAAGCCGUUGCCGCCGCCCAAAGACAGCCGAGAAGUGAUCUCAAUCCGCGCCAAAGCCUCGGAAUUGGCCCCGGACGAGUGUCGGGUGUCCUAUGUCGAUCGGUGUGAGGAGUGGAGGUGCAUGUACCGGCUGGAUUUACCGCGGGAGGACAUGGAUGUUGUUCUGGUCAAUGGGGUGGACUCGGUGAGUGCCGUGACCCUGCAUACGUUCGGCCACGUGCGCAACAGCACCGACGAUGACUGGAUUGAUGUCGAAUUGCACUUGGUGGCCAACGAGCUGUCCAUCUUGGCAGUAGGCACGGAGCCUGCUCGACAAGAGCUGGCCAAGAUUUUCAAGGAGGCGAAAGGCGGCGGAGGGAGCAUGCAAAUCUUCAUCAAGACGCUCACGGGAAAGACCGUGACACUGGAAGUGGACCCCGCAGACACGUUGGAAUGCAUCAAAUGCAAACUGCAGGACAAGGAAGGAAUACCUCCGGACCAGCAGCGCCUCAUUUUUGCCGGCAAGCAGUUGGAGGAUCGAUGGACCCUGGCAGAUUACAAUAUUCAAAAGGAGUCCACCCUCCACUUGGUGCUUCGACUGCGGGGGCACAACCUGCCAGGUGAGCCGGCGGGGGCCUCCCAUGGCCCCACCGAUGGCUUCGAGUCUCUGGAGAACCGGGCGACCAAGGGACUGGCCGAGCACGUGCUGUACCAGGCACCGGACAAGGUCACCAUCCGGUCCAAGGAGACCGCCAUCGUGCCGAUCCUACACCACGCCAUCCGGGGGGACCGGGUCUUGGUGUACGACCCCAAAGAGUCGGAGGUCUGCGUGAAGCGGGCCGUCCACCUGACCAACACCUCCGACCACGUGCUCGCCAACGGCAGCGUGAACAUCUUGGACGGCGGCCGCUUCGUGGCCCAGUGCCAAUUCACCCCCAUGAUCCCCGGGGAUGAUCAGCUCAUCGAGCUGGGCGAGGACACAACCCUCUCCGUGACGCGGGUCAAGCCGAGCCAUUUGCAGCAAGAUAAGGUCUUCCAAGUGCGGCUGGAGACGGAUGAGCAUGGCCAUCUCACCAAAUUCAUUUUGGACCACUGCAAUACCGUCGUCACCAACUACCUCAUCAAAAACAACGGCGCCAAAGCAGCCCCGUGUCUGUACAUCGAGCACACGGCGCGGACAGAUUGCGGUGGGUUUUCCAUCACCUCAGCUGCACACUGCGUGAAGCAGACAACAGGCUGGGCGCGCUUUUGCCUGGCAGUGGAUCCCGAAGCCGAGCUGGCGCUGGAGGUCUCCGAGGAGGCGAACUACGAGGAGAGCGUGCCACUCAACGCCGCGGGCAUCGGGAAGUUUCUGACCCGGGCCAAGGGCCUGCAGGAGCUGGGGGUGUUGAGCGAGAGCGCCGUGGCUGUACUGCACCGAAGCCUGGGGCGCUUGCGCCUGGGCGCCAUGCUGCGGGCCUUACUCGAGCCGAAGAACGUGUCCGAGGAGCAGCUGCUGAGCUGGGAGCAGAAGGCCUGCCCCUGGGCGGAAGACACGGACGUGUUAUCUCCGGCGACUGGCCGGCCAGACGAGCGGGAUCCACAGAACGUUGCGCCGGAGGUGAAGGAGAUCUUGCAGCAGAUCCGCGAGCUCCAGCAGAAGACGGCGGAGAGCAAAGAGAUCCAGCGGAAGCAGAGUGUGAGCAGCAGUCGGGUCAGUAAGAUCUUCGAGAACCAGACCCGGCUCCGCGAGAACAUCAAGUCAAUGGAGCAUGUGCGCACCGGAUCUCUGCUGGAGCGCUACAUGAAUGACAUGGACAAGGAGGAGAAUGACCUCAUAGAGACGCGCAAGAGGAUCGAAGAGUUUGAGGAGGUCUUGGCCAAAAUGACCACUGAGGUAUCCAAGCUUACUCUUCAAAUUGUCAUGAAGGCAAAGAGCCUUCAGAAAAAGGUGAAGUGCUGAAUGGGAAACUCCAGCCGAGCAUCAAUGAAGCAGUUUGCGAUUGGUUGGAAACAUAUGGAAUCAAGAUGUGCCGUCCGGCCUUGUACAGUUGCUGGGCUUCUGCCGACUUGGCAGAAGUGUUGUUGUGGGCGCGAAAAGUGCUUUGAGCUGAGAAGAACGCGAGUUAUCUGCAGUUUGU